UCUCAUUUGUCCGAUUCGUUCAAGAGAACACGAAAUCGGGCGUGUUCCUUCUUUUGCUGCACUGAUUCGCUCCCCUACAUACUCGUCCGAAAUAAGGAGGGUCUAAUUUCCAUGUGACAACAUGCUGCUGAAAUUCAUAUCACUGUUACUUAUUAUCGCGUCUCUACAAGCUUCGGUGAAUUCUCAACAAACUGAAGAAGCAACCGAAGAUUCUUACACUACCACGCCUCAGGUACAUUUCAUAUAUAAAGUGAAAGCCCUGAAUACGGCGCUGUUUUAUGUUCUGGAUGGUCUAAAAGAGGAUAUAAAAAACGGAGAGGAAGUGAACAUUAGCCCCAUUUAUAGGAUUCGGAUUCUAAUGCUAAAAAUUAAAGCCUUUGGGGGAGAAAUAGAAGAAACAAACCUUUCAUUGUUAAAUGAGAUACAACCCAGCCUUCCACAAUAUUUAGUAGAAGAUAUGAAAAACGCCGGUAUCAGCUUGGACACAGAAUUUCUAUCUUUGAAGGAAUCGACCCUAUUUCCUGACAACGUUUCAUUUCAAUGAAUUUCGGCAAAAUUAUUAUGCACAUAGAAGUGUAGCAUAUAAUAUGACAACUGUUGUAUCCAAACUGUUCAUUAAAUUAUUUACUUGGCAA
Messenger RNA from Stegodyphus dumicola, 635 nucleotides. RefSeq lists its product as uncharacterized. The record is from RefSeq and is a predicted model, not a curated record. NCBI's taxonomy places the organism in Eukaryota, Metazoa, Arthropoda, Arachnida, Araneae, Eresidae.